Molecule: messenger RNA, 685 nt
Organism: Elaeis guineensis (African oil palm)
Lineage: Eukaryota; Viridiplantae; Streptophyta; Magnoliopsida; Arecales; Arecaceae
Product: heavy metal-associated isoprenylated plant protein 39
Molecular function (GO): metal ion binding
Source: RefSeq, a predicted model, not a curated record
GAAUGAAGUCCCAGCAGGCCAUCCUUCCUAAAGCUCCACUUCGACUGAGUAUCCCUAAUGCCCUAAAUUGUUUAGUCUGAACAACAGAACUCGGUUCCUAUACAAGGUACAAAACCCACCCUCCCCUGCCUCUGCCGACUUCCUAUGGUCGAUUUCAUUGCGGAAGAGCAAAUUUUGAGUGGCAGACUCCUUUUCUUCUCCUCUUUGCUCCAAAAAAAAAAAAACAAGAGCCUUCUCUUCUUUUCUUUAGAUGGCACAGCAAAAAGUAGUGCUCAAGAUUCUGGCCAUGAAUGAUGAGAAGACAAAGCAGAAAGCAAUAGAGGCUGCUGCCGAGAUCUACGGCAUUGAUUCAAUAGCUGCUGAUCUGAAGGACCAGAAGAUGACUAUUAUAGGCGAGAUGGACACAGUGGCAAUUGCAAAGAAGUUGAAGAAAAUAGGAAAGAUCGAUAUUCUAUCAGUAGGCCCAGCGAAAGAAGAAAAGAAAGAGGAGAAGAAAGAAGAAAAGAAGGAAGAGAAGAAAGAAGAGAAGAAAUAGAGUAGUGCAGCAUCUUAAUGAGAGCACUAGUGGCUUCUCCCAAUAAACCAAAUACUUGUUUCUAUUGCUCUGUAAUAGCAUUAUGAGUUCUUAAAAUUCAAAUACCUUGCCCCAUAAAUAAUAUCAGCCUAUCACUUCCAACUUUUCAUA